AUGGCGGAGAAGGAGCGCACGCCCGAGGCCGCCGCGCCCGUGGAGAAGCCCAGCAAGGCGCCCAGGAGGACCCUGGCCACCGUCAAAGUUUUGAAGGUUGUUAAGGAGGCCCAGCUGGCGCACGGUCUUAGACACAAUGAUUAUCAACUUUACCGCCAGUAUUGUAGCAGGCGGAUACGACGCCUGCGAAAGAACCUUAAACUCAUACAGGGUGACAGGAAGAACUUUAGGAAGAAGGAAGUAACUGUGAACUUGCUGAAGGAGGAGAGGUUUCUCUUCAUUCCUCUUAUGACAAUAGAGCGUUGCUGGGCAUAUGCAAUGCAACUAAAAGAAGAAAGACUUCAGGACAAUAGAAAAAAGUUCUCUAUGCGUAACAAACUUAGAAAAGCUGCAAAGUAUGUUGUAGCUUUUGAAAAACUUGUGGAGGAUAGUGGUGUUUGUGAUGCCAGAACACAACUUGAAGUACAGGGUUACUCAGCCUGGCUCCAGGGAACUGUCCUGUUCGAGCUGGCUGACUGGUCUUUAGAAUGGGAUAAACCAGUGGAAUUUUUCAACAAGGCCUUGGCAAUUUACAGCAAAUUAAAGGAGGCAGUGUCAGAAGAGGAAUCUGAAGUAUACACUAGCCGAUUACAAGAACUGGAAGUAAAGCUUAGGUUCUGCCGUCACCAUCUAGGUGACAAAAUGGCUACAGACACACUAUUAGCCAUGAGGGGAAGUGAAGCUCUUGGAGAUAAGCUGGACAAUCUCCUGGCUUCAGCCAGAGAGCGUCAAGCAUCUACCCUUAGUGAGGUAACAUGGAGAGGACGCACACUGGCAGUAAAGCAUGAGAAGGUACGCCUGUUCUUGCUGAAUGAAGGCCUAAUUCAUGAGGAGUUAGAGAACAUUGAGAGUGCUGAUAAGCGUGUUGAAAUGUUGGACAAAUUGUUAAUGGAAUGUAAAGAUGCUCUUCAGUUGGUGAGGGAUGACCUGAAAAAUGAUCCUACUUUCAAGCCAAGACAACAAGUGAAUGAGGGUCCUGUCUCACCAUUGCAUUUCCUACACACCUACUUGUCUUACCAUCGUCUCAACCUGACAAUUUUAAGAAAUGUCGCUCUUGUGGACACUUAUCAGAAGAUCAUCUCUGGAGAAAUUAAGGUUGAAGAUGGUAAGAAAGCACCAAAAUUGCAAGAUCUUGUGCGUCUUCAAGAGAUCAUCAUUCAGAAUCUGAAUGAGAUCACAAAUUUGGCAGGGUUGGAAGAUGACCUUCAACUGAAAAAUAGCAUUGAAGGCCAAGUGUUUGCUUAUAAGGCUCACAGGUGCUAUUUUGUUGCUGAGAGUUUUGUUAAAAUGGAGAAAUGGGCAGAGGCUCUUGUUCUAUUUGAGAGGACUUUAGCCCAUAUCAGUGCUGCUAGGAAAAGCCAACUGGAUGUUUCUGUACAGAAGAAUUUGGAUAAGUUGUCAGCAUUGGUGGACAGUAAGAAAUUCACUGCCCAUGCUCAGGCCAUCUUGGUAUCUGAAACUGCAGUGCCUAAUAUUUCUAAACUCUCCCUUAAGGAUAAGAAGAUGCUCAUUAAUCGCCUUGAUGAAUAUGUAGAAGAUCCGGGAUUAAUCUCCAACCAUCCAAGCAUAGCCCAAGUUCCACCACAUAUGUUGUCUGUGCCAUGUAAACCUCUCUUCUUUGAUUUAGCCUUAAACCACAUUGACUUCCCCUCACUUGAUGACAAGAUAGAAACUAAAAAGCAAGCACCGGCUGCAGCUAGUGGAGGUCUUACUGGUUUGGUCAAGGGGCUGUGGGGAUGGGGCAGCAAGAAGUAGUCUUUCCUCUUGUUUUGUUGUUCAGAGUAUUUGUGAGAUAUGAGAAGAUAACAGAAAUUAUAGAAAUAAAGUCAUUUGUUUACAGAGCUUUGGGUGUGAAUGGUCAGAAUAUUUAGGCUAAAUCUCUAGGACAUAAUGAAGAGGAUUGGAAAUGUGCCUUCAGCAAAAUUCCUAUUUGUUACAAUUACCCGUAAUAAAAGGUUUUUGGUUCAGACUGCAAUUUUUCUUGUGUGAAUUCCCAGUACACUAAAUGAAAGCUGAAUUGGGAUACUGAAUGAGGCCACAAAUAUUAUGCAUUUCUUGUUUUUAUUUCUCGUAUUAACUUUAAAGUGGACAGUUUCAUGAAAACAUGUCGUUUAUAAACAAAUUCUGUUUUGGUUAUAUAUGCCCAUGUGUCAAAAUUGAGCCUUUAUAGGCACAGUUAUUCUCACAUUACAAAACCUUUUAAACAUGGACAUUCAGUUGUUCACUUUUAAGAUAAUUAAGUUAAUGGCCUAAAAUACUAUGUAAAAAGGGGUAAUAUCUCCCAAGGCCAUUUAUACACAAAAGCUUGUUAUGUUAACAUGAAUACUGGACCUUUUGAUAUAAAAUACUUCCAAUU
Molecule: messenger RNA, 2395 nt
Organism: Penaeus monodon (black tiger shrimp)
Lineage: Eukaryota; Metazoa; Arthropoda; Malacostraca; Decapoda; Penaeidae
Gene: Srp68
Product: signal recognition particle subunit SRP68-like
Biological process (GO): SRP-dependent cotranslational protein targeting to membrane
Cellular component (GO): signal recognition particle, endoplasmic reticulum targeting
Molecular function (GO): signal recognition particle binding; 7S RNA binding; endoplasmic reticulum signal sequence receptor activity
Source: RefSeq, a predicted model, not a curated record